AUGGAUCCGACGACGACGCUCUUUACUUUCAUGUUCCGACGAGACCGUGGCCAGUGGAGGGGUUGCUACACCUUCAAGGACAUCACGCGCGAGGGCGAUACUGGGAGGAUACCGAAGCGGAAUGGAGGUCUCAAGAUGGGACACACCUACUAUUACUACUAUGAACUCGACGGGACCUCUGAGACCCACGAUCCGUCCCAGCCAUCCACCAAUAUGUGCCCGUAUCUUCCCGGGCAGACCGUCAACACCCUCUUCAUUCCCGUCGAGCAAUCCCGCAGGAAACGGAGCGCCUCCUUGACAUCAUUGCGUGAUGAGGACUUCAAGACGAUGGAUCCUGCCAGCAAGUUUGUCUCGCCAAGGCCAGCACCAACACCGCCGGAACCGAGUCGCCGGCUGGGUACUGCGCCACUUCGAACGCUGCAACAGAAGCGCCCCGCCAGGUCACCGUCGCCAAGCUCCCGCUGGAUGUCCUUGCCACGCAAGUUUUUCAGCCGAAAGUUAAGCUCGUCUUCGCUCAAGGAUACCCAUAACUGGCGGGCGGAGGAUGAGCGGAGUCUAAGGUCGGAAGGUAGCCGGUCAAGGGACAUCUCCCCGGAGUCGCUGCGUAGGUUCUUGGUGGACGACACGCCGAUCGACCACGAGCAGGAGACCUGCGACCGGCCUACGAUUGACAUUCCGGAGGACAUUGUUGAAGAGAAUGAGGAUGACGAAAACUUUGCCACCUCGGCCGUGUCCGAGACGAUGGAAUUCGCGGGGCUGUCACCUCCACCUCAACGAGCAGUCUCCCCGGCCAUGUCAAUGGCCUCGAUGAGGGAUGCAGCAACAGCAGUGCCUGGAUCAUCCUACCUGACCGUCCCCCCUGUCCCAACCCGGGCCCCGCCGCGACUGCCAACCCUCGACACCGACCGAACACCCGGUGGAAACCCAGAAUUUCCCCUCUCUGCCCUCCGCCCCCAGCACGUCCCGGAGUCCCCGGAUUCACACUGCCCGCCAGACUUUGAACUCUCCGAAGGAGAAGAAGACGAUGACACGUCUGGAAACGAUGAGGACCCUCCCGACAACAACCACAACACCACGGCCGGUCAUCAAACGAGUCCCUUCGCCCGGCAUUUGACCGCCACACUAUCCACGUACUCGCUCCCGCGAACGGCGGGGACCGAAGGCAGAAAGUUGAGUGUUGCGGCGGCGCAGCAACAGCCUGCUGUGGUUGCUGGAGCGGGAGCCGCGGUAGGGCCGCUGAUGCUUGCUAGCCCAAUCCCGGAUGCUGGGUUGGAGGAGCUGGUGAGUGAGUUGGGCUGGAUGGCGGACGUGAUUCGUGAGGAAUAUGUCUGA
This is a messenger RNA of Parathielavia appendiculata, 1332 nucleotides long. RefSeq lists its product as uncharacterized. The transcript has 3 exons. The record is from RefSeq and is a predicted model, not a curated record. The coding region runs from base 1 to 1332 and encodes 443 amino acids. NCBI's taxonomy places the organism in Eukaryota, Fungi, Ascomycota, Sordariomycetes, Sordariales, Chaetomiaceae.